Molecule: messenger RNA, 948 nt
Organism: Lampris incognitus (smalleye Pacific opah)
Lineage: Eukaryota; Metazoa; Chordata; Actinopteri; Lampriformes; Lampridae
Gene: foxb1a
Product: forkhead box B1a
Exons: 1
Coding region: 1-948 (315 amino acids)
Biological process (GO): regulation of transcription by RNA polymerase II; cell differentiation; anatomical structure morphogenesis
Molecular function (GO): DNA-binding transcription factor activity, RNA polymerase II-specific; RNA polymerase II cis-regulatory region sequence-specific DNA binding
Source: RefSeq, a predicted model, not a curated record
AUGCCUCGUCCGGGGAGAAACACGUACAGCGACCAGAAGCCGCCUUACUCCUACAUCUCCCUCACCGCCAUGGCGAUCCAGAGUUGCCCCGAGAAGAUGCUCCCUCUGAGCGAAAUCUACAAGUUCAUCAUGGACCGGUUCCCCUACUACAGGGAAAACACGCAGCGCUGGCAGAACUCCCUGCGGCACAACCUGUCCUUCAACGACUGCUUCAUCAAGAUCCCGCGGCGCCCGGACCAGCCAGGUAAGGGCAGCUUCUGGGCGCUACACCCCAACUGCGGGGACAUGUUCGAGAACGGGAGCUUCCUGCGGCGCCGCAAACGCUUCAAAGUGAUGAUGGCGUCCGACCACCUGGGCCCCAGCAAGCAGUCCGACGCGGCGGCCCAUUACCUCCAGCAGCAAGCCAAGCUGCGGCUGAGCGCCCUGGCGGCCACCGGCACGCACCUCCCGCAGAUGUCCAGCUACAACCUCGGGGUGUCCCAGUCGUCCACCUUCAAGCACCCGUUUGCCAUCGAGAACAUCAUCGCUAGAGAGUACAAAGUUCCGGGAAACCUGGCCUUCUCCACCAUGCAGUCCAUGUCGGCCGGGUAUCCCCUGCACAACCAGCUGACCACGGCGUGGCCCCACAUGUACAGCACCGGCGUGAUCGACACGGCGGCCCCCGUCUCCAUGGCGGGCGGCGACUACGGCGCCUACGGCGGCUUGCCCAUCAAGUCGCUGUGCCACGGGGGACAGUCCCUGCCCGCCAUCCCCGUGCCGAUCAAACCCACCCCGACCUCCAUGUCCGGUUUCUCCGCCUUACCCCCGCACAUCCCCGCGUUCCUCUCAAACUCCCCGCAGUCCCUCAGCCCCACGUCCCCACAGACCGCCACGAGCCAAAGCAGCCCCGCCACCCCGAGCGAGACUCUGACGAACCCGUCCACGCUGCAGUCCGUGGCCGUGCACUGA